Messenger RNA from Aureococcus anophagefferens, 990 nucleotides. RefSeq lists its product as hypothetical. The record is from RefSeq and is a predicted model, not a curated record. Bases 1 to 990 code for a protein of 329 amino acids. The transcript has a single exon. Gene Ontology annotation, molecular function: glycosyltransferase activity. NCBI's taxonomy places the organism in Eukaryota, Pelagophyceae, Pelagomonadales, Pelagomonadaceae. Gene Ontology annotation, cellular component: membrane.
AUGUACACAGAGCUCUCAAGAGUCGUCUACUCCUAUUGUCAAUGCCGCAAUAAGGAGCGAGCAUGGAGUACGCCACCGAAGGCGUGUGUAGGAUUCCGGGGGCUACCUCGGAAGACGCCUCCCCGAGUUUCUGUCUCUAUCCUCACUUAUCUCCCGGCGGCUGUGUCUCGACUUAAAGAUACGGUUUGUCACUACGCAGCCAUGACUGAUGUUGUGGAUGCAAUCCUGAUACAGUGGAAUAAUAACGAAUUCAAAGCGCCAUACCUCGGUAACUGCAUCAAUCUCGCAAAGAGCAAUGAUAUCGUCGUCAAGACACAAGUUUACGCGCAAAAUACCUUGUUGAACCGAUAUCUGGCUACUGAAGAUAUGGGCCCCCUGACGAUGCUCCAGGACGAUGAUGUAAGAUAUGGUGAACGAGCAGUGCGGGCAUUUGCCGCCGUCGCAGCGCUAUUUCCUAAGUCGGUCGUGGGUGUCAAUGGGCGUAUGGCCAUUGCUUACAAGAGCCCCGGUGCUGUCGCAAGAUACUUUCAUCCAGACAAGGGGCCGGGGCGCUACUUAAAUGACUCACUAUUUCGUAUUGACGGUAGGAACACAAGCAAGCAUCUCUACAACAUGGCCACGGGAACCACAUCGAUCCUGCGGCGGUCUAUCAUUGAACACUUUGUAGAUGUACCACAGGCAUCGAAAGAUUAUAUCUCCACCCACAAGCCUACGUGUGAAGACAUCACACUUCAUUUUCUCGCAUCCAACAUGACACGGCAGCCACCUAUUUGGUUCCGACUCCAUCACGACGACGGCGGUGAGCUUGACAAGUUUGGAGACGGUGACGGCCUAGAAAUGCACCUCCACGUUUCCAAUUGGGCCGACCUUAGGGCCAAUUGCGUUGACCGCGUCGCCUCCGACUUCGGCCGUUUCCCCCUCGUGCAGACAAACUGUCGCUUAGACCUCCAUCGUUCCCAGCUCAAGCACAUGGGCCCAGCUGUGUGGUGA